Messenger RNA from Lepus europaeus (European hare), 384 nucleotides. Its product is annotated as keratin-associated protein 21-1-like. The coding region runs from base 1 to 384 and encodes 127 amino acids. Lineage: Eukaryota; Metazoa; Chordata; Mammalia; Lagomorpha; Leporidae. The transcript has a single exon. The record is from RefSeq and is a predicted model, not a curated record.
AUGUGUUACAACUACUACGGGAACUCCUAUGGAGGCUGUGGCUAUGGUUCCAGCUGUGGCUCUGGCUGUGGAUAUGGCUUGGGCUGUGGCUAUGGUUCCAGCUGUGGCUCUGGCUGUGGAUAUGGCUUGGGCUGCGGCUAUGGUUCCAGCUGUGGCUCUGGCUGUGGAUAUGGCUUGGGCUGCGGCUAUGGUUCCAGCAGUGGCUCUGGCUGUGGAUACAGCUCUAGAUGUGGCUCUGGCUAUGGAUAUGGUUUAGGGUAUGGCUGCGGAUAUAGCUCUGGCUGUGGAUAUGGAUCUGGCUGUGGAUAUGGUUGUGGCUAUGGCUCUGGCUGCUAUGGUUACAGACCAUUUUACUAUAGAAGGUGCUAUACCUCUUGCUGCUAA